CCGCGCACGCACGCGUUCCGAAUUUCAGCUAUGAGCGAGGGAGGCCGAGGAGGGGCGCGCUCACGGCGUUGUGAAUGAACGAAGCGCGUGACGUCGGCAGACUAAUGUCAACAAUGCAGCGGUCGAGAGUAGGUGUUCCAGUCGAAUGUAGCGAACAGCGCGAGGCUGAGCGGCGCUGGCGCAGGAUCACCGCAAUUGUGGACGCGCGCGCCUCUCCGCGUACUCAGAGCAGCGACAAAAGGGAGCACAAUCGCGGACGUUUCUUUGUCGUCGUUCGGGGGACGAAUCGAGUCGAGUUGCAGCCGCCGGAGGAGGAGUAGCGAGUCACCAUGUGAACGAACUCGGAUGGGGAAACGGACAUUGAGAAGGAAAGGACGAAAACGAUUGCGAGCGGAAUGUCCGUGGAUGAGAAACCUGAAGCCCCCAUGUAUGUGUAUGAGUCAACAGUUCAUUGUACCAAUAUCCUCCUCUGCCUUAAUGACCAGCGGAAGCAGGACAUCCUGUGCGAUGUGACUGUCCUCGUGGAGGGCAAGGAAUUUCGCGGGCAUCGGGCCGUGCUGGCUGCCUGCAGCGAGUAUUUCCUUCAGGUGGCGGUAGGUCAGGCAGAGAAUGGCUUCACGGUCAGCCUUCCUGAAGAGGUCACUGCGAGAGGAUUCGCCCCAUUGUUGCAGUUUGCCUACACGGCCAAGCUGCUACUCAGCAAAGAAAACAUUCAAGAGGUCAUCCGCUGUGCCGAAUUCCUGCGCAUGCACAACCUAGAGGAUUCAUGCUUUCGUUUUCUCGAAGCUCAGCUGCUCGGUGAGGAGAGCCUGCUGCGCUGUCACAAUGCGGCGGCCGAAGCCAUCGACUCAGAGAACGAAAGCAUGCAGUCCGUAGCCGAAAGGCCCUCCUCCCCGAGGAUACGACGCGCCGGCGGUCUCGCCUCCUUGCACUGCCCCGGCGAGGAUCGGCUCGCGAUGACUUUACCGAGUAACUUCACAGAUGGCCGACUGGACUUCGAUCGACGUCGAGGAUCGGACCUGCCGAGAUGUCCUAAGUACAGGAAAUACCAGUGGGCUUGCAACAAGCACAAUAAUGAUUUCUCUUCACACACCAGUACCUCAGGUUUUCCGAGCACAACGAAAGAGAGCAGCAUUCGUGGGGGAGUGUCAGGUCAGGACAGGAUGUCUUUGGCACAGAUCAAAGUUGAACCGCAAGCAGAGGAAGAGGCCAUCUCGUUGUGCCUCUCGGGCGAUGAGCAGGACAUCGGGGAUAAGGAUAGUGAGUCAGCAAUGGAGAUGGAUAAUCCCACGUCUACAGAAAUAAUCAAGAGAACCAAGUCGGCUUCCUGCGUCCAAGCCUUAUUUCAAAAAGGAGUGGACCUCCCCGAUCCACCCAUGACAUCACAGCAGCUCUUUGCCAACAGGCUUGUCUGCCCCCAGGACAAGGGGAACUCUCAGGGAGAUCACAAAAAAGACUUCAGAGCUUUCGCUGGGGAGUUCAGUUUCUCUUUAAUAUCCCCCAAGAACAAAGACAAUUUCGCUGCAGGUCUGUCCCUCAAGUCCACGUCCUGUGAUGAAAUCUGCAAACAGGAGGUUGAGCUUGAUCGACAAAGUGUCAUAUUUUCCUCAGGAGCCUGCAAUCGUCUCGUAACCCCGGCGCAUUCCUACCCUGGUGGGAAUUCGUUUGAGAUGGAGCUCGCCGAGCACUCGCCAAAGGGAAUGCGUCCCGCAGCCAGUCAGUCGCUUCCGACCUCCCAGGGCGAUUCUCCCAGCGCCGCCUCCGCUGAUCCCCAACUACUGUGCCGCCCGCGGCCGAACACCAGCUGCCCGGUUCCCAUAAAAGUGUGCCCGCGCUCACCGCCUUGUGAGACACGCACCAGGACAUCCAGCUCCUGUUCCUCAUACUCCUAUGCAGAGGAUGGCAGUGGAGGUUCGCCAUGCAGCCUGCCUCAGUUUGAGUUUUCGUCCUCGCCUUGCUCCAACAUGGCCCGCUGCCUCAAUGCGGACCAGCAGGAUCCAAGCGUAGGGGGUGUCCUUUUUAACCAGGGGCAACCCAAGAUCAAAUGUGAACAGUCCUAUGGCACAAAUUCCAGCGAUGAGUCGGGUUCCUUUUCAGAGGGAGACAGUGAGUCCUGCGCUGCACAAGAGCGUGGCCCAGAGGUGAAGCUCCCUUUCCCAGUUGAUCAAAUCACAAAUCUUCCACGGAAUGACUUCCAAACGCUGGUGAAAAUGCACAAACUGACCUCAGAGCAGCUCGAGUUCAUCCACGAUGUGAGGCGAAGGAGUAAGAACCGCAUCGCUGCACAACGCUGCCGCAAAAGAAAACUCGACUGUAUCUUGAAUCUCGAGUGUGAGAUCAGAAAACUGGUGUGCGAAAAGGAGAAGCUGCUUACGGAGAGGAACCAACUGAAGGCUUGUAUGGGAGAACUAUGGGAGAACUUCUCCUGCCUGUCCCAGGAGGUGUGCAGGGAUGUCCAGCUAAGCCCUGAACAGGUUCAGUCAUUGCACCACUACUGCCCAGUCCUACGACCGACCAAUUCCACUCCCAGCAAUCACGCUGCCUACGAUCCCAAGCCUUCAAACAGACCCAGCACCACCAGCAACAAGCUCACUGCCUGUUUGGACUCGGCCACGCCUGAAAGGAGCAUUCCUGAUUCUCCUGGCCCUUUGGAGAUCGACUCAGUGAGAAACGGGGAAGACAAAGAUAUGGACAGGCAAUACAUCAACUUGUACACAGAUUCAGGGCUGGCCAUGGAAAAAUACAGUCAUCAGACCGUAACGGUUGAUUUCUGCCAGGAAAUGACAGAAAAAUGUACAACUGAUGAGCAGCCACGGAAGGACUGUACGAAGUAAUAGUAUUUAGUUUUGAAUGUUUCAUGUGGUUUUUUUUAAUUAUUAUUAUUAUUAUUAUUUAAUUAUACUCUCAACAAAACUUCUGUCAGGGUUGUUGAUGCCCAGCUUCUACCAGUGUUCACUUCAAAACAAUAUAUGUCCGUAUUUAUAUUUUUCUUUUUCGUGAACAGUUGACACUAAAGUUGUUCUUAACAGUAGAACUUCCCUGUUCACAAGGUAUUCUCCUCUCUCCUAACGUGGGAGCUUCUCACUAAACCUUUACAAUGGUGCUCGAUGGCCCCAGCAGCAACUUUAGAGUGGAGGCGCGUUCAUGUCUUCACACGUCAUCCACAGCACAAGGAGAGGAACCUCGUUGGAAAAAAAAGGUCUUUCUAUUUUAGGAGAAUAUCCAUAGCUAUUGACCUUUUUUUUUUUUUUUUCUUUUUUUUUUUAACGUUCCCCUUCUUUCUACCAAUCUGGCUCCAUCUGUCUUCACUACCUCUCUCUGGCUCUCUUUUGUGUGCAUUUUCUCUCGCUUUUUGCUGUCAGUGACCUUUUCGUCUACAUCUAUUCAAAUCUCAGGAAAGAAAUACUGAAUGUUUCACAUAAUUCAUGAAAAAUGAGAAUACAGAUUUUAUACAUGCAGACGUUGUCAUGAAAUUAGACUGUAAAAUGGUUAUGCAAAAAAUGUCUUGUAUUUGUAUUUCUGUACAGGCUGUAACAUUCCUUUUUUGCCUUCUUGAGCUCUCAACGGAAAGUUUUUGCUGGCAGAUACAUAUUUUCUCUCUCUAACCAGCAAUACCUUUCAUUGUUUGGAUGUUGACUUUGUGCUUGUUUGACAAAAUGUAUAUAGUGUGAAGCAUGAUUACUGUAUCAGUGACUUUGUGCAGGUGCAGACUUAGAUGAGGUUUUUUUUUUCACCAAGGCUUACAGAGGGCAUCUUAUUGCUGAGGGAAAAUCUUCGCAUUUGCAGUCUCAUAUACAGUGCUGCGAAAAAAGUGUUUGCCCGCUUAAGAUCGUCGGACAAAUGUCACCCGUGUAAAAAUGAAAUGCAUUUUUUCAAUGGGGAUUUUAUUUAUUAAGGGAAAAGAAUAUUCAAAGUCCUGUGUGAAAAACUAAUUGCCCCCCCCCCCCCCCUUGUUAAAUCAUGAAUUAACUGUAGCUAAUCACAUUUUGGAGAAAGGUGAGUUCAUUUUCACUGACCGCACCCAAGCCUGAUUACCUCCAGACUUGUUCAAUCAAGAAAUCACACAAUUACCACCUGUCUGACAAAAUGAAGGCGGCUAAAAGAUUUAUAAAAAAAAAAAAAAAGCUGCAACGAAAUGCCACGAGCCAAAGAAAUUCAAGAAGAGAUUAAAAAAAAUAAAGUAAUUGCCUAUUAUCAGUCAGGACAGGGUUACAAAGCCAUUUCUACAGCUUUAGGACUCCAGUGAACCACAGUGAGAGCCAUUAUCCACAAACGGAGAAAUCGCGGAACAAUGGUGAACCUCACCAGGAGUGGCCGGCCUCCAAAGAUUACCCCAGGAGCACAGCAAUGGCUCAUGCAGGAGGUCACCGAGGAACCCAGGACAACAUCUCAAGAACCGCAGGCCUCCCUUGCCUCGGUUAAGGUUAGUGUUCAUGACUCAACAGUAAGAAAAAGACUGGGCAACAAUAGCAUUGAUGGCAGAGUUCCAAGGCGAAAACCAAUGCUGGCCAAAAAGAACAAAGGGUCAUCUUACUUUUGCAAACAAACCAAAAAUAAUUUCCCAACAAUUUUGGGAGAAUAUUCUCAACCAGCGAGUCAACUUCUGGAUGCCUUGUUAGGUUUCGAGGCGCAAUUACUUUUUCACACACGGUCAGGUAGCUUUGAGUAGUUUGUUUGACUUCAUAAAUAAAAUCAUUUAAAAAGUGCACUUUAGGUUUACUUGGGUUAUCUUUGUCUGACAUUUACAUUUGUUCGAUGAGCUUAUCAUUAAAGUGGGGGAAAUGAUGCAAAAAAAAUAAAAUCUCCAAAAGAAUUUGAGAGAGGGGCAAAUACGGUCGUUUUUCACAGCGCUCUAGCGAAUACCACAAGCAUUGUGGGUGCUCUCAUUUCUCAGGAAAUCGGCUUCACAGACAUAUUUGCAUGCAUACAGACACACAAACACAUUGCUUGGCACAAGCAUGUCAAAAUGGAAGCUCUACGUGGAGCAUAAAACGUACAUGGUUUCAAUACGUGUACAUUCAGUUCUAACCUUUUCAAUAGUUGAAGUGAAAAAGCUGGUGAGGGUUUGAGGAAAGGGGUUUUGCAUACAUGUUUACAUAUUUGCAUACACCGUGUUUUGUGUUUCAGAUGACAUACGACAAAGGCGUAUUAGGGCCACAAUCAAGCGGACGUUUUGCGAGAACAAAGUAAUUGAACAAGAACAAGCUUCAAAUAUUGUCAGCAUAAAAUAACCGUUGCAGUCCUUGAGGAUAGUAUAACUUUCACAAACAAGGACAUUGUUUUAGCACGUCAGUACGAUCGUUAGCUUGACAAGUUUAAUGGGAUGGUACAAAUCUUUGAAUUGGAAAAACUACAUCGACUAUCGCCUUUUUUGUCGGGUUUGUUUGAUUAUUUUUUUUAUUGUUAUUAUUAUUGAUAUUGUUUUGCUUCUGUGUGGCCCUAAUAGUCAUCCGUAUGAAUGGAAUAAACACCACUGACAAGCAAAAAUGCAUAUCCCAAAAAGAGGAAAGUAAUCAUGCAGGCACUUUUCCCAAUCCCUGGCGCCCAACGCGUGUUCGCGGUUCAGUGAUGAUCUUACUCUCGCUUUCAGACGAUCUUAAAAUGUGGGGGGGGGGGGGGAAAUGGGGGCACUUACAGUAAAUAGGCAUUUCUAAACUACCUGUCAAAGCAUCAACAAACCUCUUCGUGUCACCAAGUACCGUCAUUCCCAUUAUUUGUCUUUGUUCAGGAAUUGAAUCAUUCUUAAAUGAACGUGCGUGUUCGCGGCUCAUAUUUAUUGUGCCAAUAUUUCAUAUGCGUGCGUUAUGACGGUCGCUGAAGCCGAGUGAGUUGGUCUCGCAUUUUUCUCUGAGCACUCCUGUCUUUAAAAUGACUUGAGAGCAAUGAAUUGAUUUCAAAGGGAACUGGCUCAAGAGACCGGAUUAUGAAUCGAGUUGGUGGCCGCUUGACAAAACCGUCCAGACAAGGCAUUAGUAGCUGUCGUCGUGAAAUAAAAACGAGAAAUCCAAGUCAACAAGCGUGUAUAGUUUGUUAGGCACAAACGUCACGAAGCCUUUUGCAAAAUCUUUUGCCACCAUUUUCCAAGUGAGAGCAUUGGAUGUUAAAUUCAGAAGAAGAACCAUUCAUAUCCAAUUGGCAAUUAUUGUUAUUUGUUUAUUAGAGCUAUAAUAUAUCCUAUUUUCUAAUACGUUUCCAUUUGUGCCCAUCGACAAAUUAUAACUCAAUUGCCAUCGUAGAAAAUAUUUUCUUGAUGUCAAUGUAAAGAUAUAUAAGGGGAAGUUAAAAAGUAUUUAGCCCGAUUUAAUUUGACCAACUAGUAAUAGAUUUUUUUUGUUCUGAAUUUUGCAUGUUUUGUAGUUUAAUUAAUUGUUUCUUCUUCUUUUCCUUUCGGCUUGUCCCGUUAGGAGUCGCCACAGCGUGUCAUCCUUUUCUCCGGCAUCCUCCUGUCUAAGCCCUCAUGUCUUCCCUCACGACAUCCAUCGACCUUCUCUUUGGUCUUCCUCUCGCUCUCUUGCCUGGCAGCUCCAUCUUCAUCAUCCUGCUACCAAUAUACUCACUCUCCCUCCUCUGGACGGGUCCAAACCAUCCAAGUCUGCUCUCUCUAACUUUGUCUCCAAAACAUCUAACCGUGGCUUCCCGUCUGAUGAGCUCAUUUCUCAUUUUAUCCAACCCGGUCACUCCGAAAGCGAACCUCAUCAUCUUCAUGUCCGCCACCUCCGGCUCUGCUUCCUGUCGUCUCUUCAGUGCCGCUGUCUCUCAUCCGUCCAUCAUGGCUGGCCUCACCACUGUUUUAUAAACGUUUUUCUGUCAAACAACACACCUGACACCUUCCUCCACCCGUUCCGACCUGCUUGGACCCGUUUCUUCACUUCCUGACCACACUCCCCGUUGCUCUGGACGGUUGACCCCAAGUAUUAAAAGUCCUCCACCCUUGCUAUCUCUUCUCCCUGUAGCCUCACUCUUCCCCCACCAGCCCUCUCAUUCAUGCACAUAUAUGCUGUCUUACGUCGGCUAAUCUUUAUUCCUCUUCUUUCCAGUGCAUGCCUUCACCUUUAUCACUGUUCCUCCACCUGCUCCCUGCUUGCUCACAAUGUCAUCUGCAAACAUCACGGUCUACGGGGAUUCCAGUCUAACCUCAUCUGUCCGCCUAUCCAUCACCACUGCAAACAGGAAGGGGCUCAGGGCUGAUCCCUGAUGCAGUCCCACCUCCACCUUAAACUCCUCUGUCACACCUACAGCGCACCUCACCGCUGUUCUGCUGCCCUCGUACAUGUCCUGUAUUAUUCUAACAUACUUCUCUGCCACUCCAGACUUCCGCAUGCAGUACCACAGUUCCUCUCUGGGUACUCUGUCAUAGACUUUCUCUAGAUCUACAAAGACACAAUGUAGCUCCUUCUGACCUUCUCUGUACUUUUCCAUCAACAUCCUCACGGCAAAUAAUGCAUCUGUGGUACUCUUUCCAGCCAUGAAACCAUACUGUUGCUCGCAAAUACUCACUUCUGUCAUGAUCGUAGCCUCCACUACUCUUUCCCAUAACUUCAUUGUGUGGUUCAUCCACUUUAUUCCGCUCUAGUUCCCACAGCUCUGCACAUCACCCUUGUUCUUAAAAAUGGGCACCAGCACACUUUUCCUCCAUUCCUCAGGCAUCUUCUCACGCACUAGAAUUCUAUUGAACAAGCUGGUCAAAAACUCCACAGCCACCUCUCCUAGUUGCUUCCAUACCUCCACACAGGAAUGUCAUCAGGACCAACUGCCUUUCCAUUUGUCAUCCUCUUUAACGCCUUUCUAACUUCCCCCUUACUAAUCAUUGCCACUUCCUGGUCCACCACACUUGCCGCUUCUACUCUCCCUUCUCUCUCAUUUUCCUCAUUCAUCAACUCCUCGAAGUAUUCUUUCCAUCUAUCCAGCACACUGCUGGCACCAGUCAACACAUUUCCAUCUCUAUCCUUAAUCACCCUAACCUGCUGCACAUCCUUCCCAUCUCUAUCCCUCUGUCUGGCCAGCCUGUAUAGAUCCUUUUCUCCUUCUUUAGUGUCCAACCUGCCAUACAUGUCAUCCUAUGCCUCUUGUUUGGCCUUUGCCACCUCUACCUCGCAUCUCAAUGUAUUCCUUUUGUCUCUCCUCGGUCCUCUCCGUGUCCCACUUCUUCUUAGCUAACCUUUUUCCUUGUAUGAUUUCCUGUACUGUGAGGUUCCACCACCAAGUCCCCUUCUCUCCUUUCCUGCCAAAAGAUACACCAAGUACUCUCCUGCCUGCCUCUCUGAUCACCUUGGCCGCAGCGGUCCAGUCUUCUGGAAGCUCCUCCCGUCCACCGAGAGCCUGUCUCAGCUCUUCCCGAAAAGCUGCACAACACUCGUCCCGUCUCAGCUUCCACCACACGGUUCUCUGCUCUGCCUUUGUCUUCCUCAUCUUCCUCCCCACCACCAGAGUCCUCUUACACACCACCAUCCUAUGCUGUCUCGCCACACUCUCCCCUACCGCUACCUUACAGUCGGUAACCUCCUUCAGAUGACAUCGUCUGCACAAGAUGUAAUCCACCUGCGUGCUUCUACCUCCGCUCUUGUAGGUCACCCUAUGUUCGUGCCUCUUCUGGAAAAAAGUGUUCGCUACAGCCAUUUGCAUCCUUGUUGCAAAGUCUACCACCAUCUGUCCCUCCAAGUUCCUUUCCUGGAUGCCGUAAUUACCCAUCACUUCUUCAUCACCCCUAUUACCUUCACCAACAUGUCCGUUAAAAUCUGCACCCAUCAAGACUCUCUCUCUAUCUGGGAUGCUCAGAACGACUUCGUCUAGCUCCUUCCAGAAUUUCACUUUCACCUCUAGGUCACAUCCGACCUGUGGGGCAUAGCCACUAAUCACAUGACACAUAACACCCUCAAUUUCAAGUUUCAGCCUCAUCACUCGAUCUGAUACUCUUUUCACCCCCAAGACAUUCUUAGCCAACUCUUCUUUUAAAAUUACCCCGACUCCAUUUCUCUUCCCAUCUCCACCAUGGUAAAAGAAUUUGAACCCUGCCCCUAAACUUGGAGCCUUAGUGCCUUUCCACCUGCUCUCCUGGACACACAAUAUAUCACCCUUUCUCCUAGUCAUCAUGUCAACCGACUCCCGAGAUUUUCCUGUCAUAGUCCCAACAUUCAAAGUUCCCACAUUCGAUUCUGGGCUUUCUGCUUUCCUCUUCUCUUUCUGCCGAAGAACCCGCUUUCCACCUCCCCUUCGUCUUCGACCCACAGUCGCUGAAUUUCCACCGGCGCCCUGCAGGUUUAUGGUGCCGGGGGCGGACGUUGGUAACCCGGGUCAGGACCAAUUCGGUAUGGAAUUCUUUAGAUGAACGCUCAUAUUUGUUUGGCAAAGUUUUAAGCCGGGCGCCCUUCCUGACGCAACCCUCUGCAUUUAUCCGGGCUUGGGAGCGGCCUACAGUCUGCACUGGCUUGUGCCCCCCAUAGGGCUGCAUUAGUUUAAAAUAAUUGUUUGAAGGUUUAUUUAUUUAUUUAUUUAUUUUAAGUUUUGUUUAAGCCUGGCCGCUUCCUAUCAAGCCAAUUUGGAAAUGACAUCAUUUUUGGAUGCCCGCUAGAAGCAGGGAGCUGUGAUUGAAUUUCUCGCUUUGGGAGAGGAACCACCAAUAAACCUUUUCUAAAGGUUGCAAAGUGUGCAUGGGGUCGAUUGAUGUCAUGUAUGAUCGUCUCUGAUCAGUGCUAAGACCCUGGCACUAUUCCCAGGAUGAACCGCUGAAGAUGGUCCGCCGCUCCUUCGCUUGUCACGGGAGUCCUUCGAAGCAGGCUCUUGUUCUUCACCUUCGUAGCUUCCGCCAGUGUUGCAGCAGUUACCUUGAAAAGGUAACUUAGUUACUUUCCUGAUUAAUUGAGCUUCAAAGUAACUUAGGUACUUGACUGAUGACUUGAUUUCGAAAGUACCUAAAUUAGAAAAAAGUAACUUUUGAGUUGCUUUCAGCAGCUGCCAAGUGGCAGGACUAUCACUUAUCCGCAGUACAAAAAAAGCGUUAGCGUAACCGUCCCCGUUACUUGGGAACGUACGCCACACAAGUUACAGAAUGAUGUCAUCAACAUGAACAAAUAACUGAAAUAUGAGUGUAGAUGAAGCCACAUUAAACGAGCAACAGCUAAAUCAAAGUAACUGUAAUCUGAGUACUCUAAUAUCAAAAGCAACACGUUAGAUUAGUUAUGACGUCACCGGACCGCAUUUUGGGAGUAACGUGUUUCUCAGCGUUAGCGGCAUUACUGGCUUCCGCGUACACGUUUUGCAACCUUAUGAAAAGGUUGCGGUUCCUCCCCCAAAGCUAGAAAUUCAAUCGCAGUCUGCGCUGUGCUUCUGACGCGCUUCCAAAAAUGACAUCAUUUCCAAAAUGGCUGGCAGGAAGAGGACAUGCUUAAACAACACUUUUUUAUUUUUAUUUUUUUUUUUAUGAAUAAACCUUCAAACAAUGAUUUAAUCCAACUAUUAGUAGGUUAAAUUAAGUUGGGCUGAUUACCUUUUGACGGACCCUCGUUUUUAUCUAAAAUUCACAUCUUCAAAGCAUAUAAUGCGUAAUUAGAGACUUUGUCUUCCGAGUCAUGAAUAGAUACACUUGUGAGAAACGCAACAGUGUGGACGCUACAGUAAGUCGGUCCCAGUCUUGUCCAGUCUGUUCCAGGUGCUCAGUUAAUUUCCAUUCUUUUUUUGGGUUUGAGACUUUGGAGCGUCAUUCUCAAUAAUUCAUACUCAAUCCAUCCACAGGUGUUAAGUGGUUUCCAUGAGGAUGCACUGGUUUUGCAAUUAUUAUGUGACUUUCUUUCUCAUCGUGUAUUUUUAUUGACAUCAACUGCAAAAGUGUUGUUUAAAAUGAAAGGUGUUCGAACGUGAGAGUUGACCUUUGGACGUCUUAGUCACAUACUCCGAAAUUGCUGACUGUCACAAUUGCCUUUUGACUUCAGUGGCGAUCAUUCCAAUAUUUUUGUUGUCCAUACAGUCAGUAGAUUAUUCAGAUAGCAUCUCACAGUGACAAAGAAUUGUCACAAUGUGUUUUUUUUUUUUGUAUAUAUAAAGCUAGAUUAACUUUCAGCGUUUUUGGAUCUGUUUUGAGAAUUUUCUGCGGGCGGGAUUUUUUAUCUCACUGAAAUUCGAACUCGUGUCUCUGAACUCGAUGCCAAAUCAAUGCAAUAACCGCGUUAAGGGCCGGUGUCUGAUACAUGCGUUGCUGCAAAAAGCACCUCUCUCGGCUUUGGCUCAGUAGGUGGAGCGGGUCGUCCGGCGACCGAAGGGUCAUUGGUUCAAAUCCCAGUUACGGCCGUCCGCGUGUUGAAGUGUCCUCGGGCGAGACACUGAAGCCUAAUUCGCCGGGUGAAUGUGAGGUUUUGUAAAGUGCUGUGAUGGUGUAGCUAAAGUGCCAUAAAAGUGCAGUCCAUUUACCAUUUCAACUCUCGAAAGGUUAUACAGGAAGAAAAAAAACAAAACGAAACGAAAUCUAAAACUGCAAUCCUGGUUGGAGGGAGACGCUGUGACUAUUGAGCAAAGUAUCGAAAUGUUUACAUGAGUAGCUUUCAAAAUACCUUAGAAUUUCGGCCGGGGAAAAUUGCUCGAUUCAAUUUGACUUUGGUUUCCGAUUUUGGUGUGAAGAGACGAGCUCGUCUUAAUGGGAUGGGUCAGCGGGGUUCGCGACGCGGAUAUGCUAUAAGCGCACCUCCAAUAUACAGUGGAUAUAUAUAUAUAUAUAUAUAUAUGCCUUAGAACUUGCAGAGGCCACAGUUCACAUCCAAAUGAAGUGAGUGUAUGCAGGGGCCUUGACCCCACCCCCAAGUCACCAGUGCAACUUUCUCACACUGACCUACCUGUGAAAUGACUCAUACCUCUCGUAACUGCUCACUGACUGUAUCAACAAACUGCAUCAGGUGUUUUUCUACAUGGUUUUUACUCAGAUUAUAGGGACUAUUGUUUACUAGCAGGUUUUGGUGCAUCAUUUAUUGUCAUAACUUGUAGUUUAAAUGACGGUAUUUUUCUAGUUUUGUGUUGCUGGUGUCCAUUUAAAAAAAGGCUGUAAUGUGCUUAUUCUCUCCAAGUAUUGUUUUCAUUUUAUAAUGCUAAAUGCUGUCACAAUUUGACAACAUUGUAAAUAUAUUGUGAAGAUGGAAUUCAUUUUAAUUAGCAGUUGUACAAAUUACAGUACUGUACCUUUUUCCUUUGUCUAUACACCAUUUCGCUUGAUGAAAUAAACAUGCAUAUCACUGCUGUUUUUACACAACUUUAUACCUGUCCAUCAUUACUUAAGUCAUUUUUGUUAGUUUUUAAAACUCAAUGAGUCGUAACGAAGAGGUAGUUCCUUCGCUCCGUCAUCGUGUUUUUGCCCUGAGCAUUUAUUUUGCAACAUGUUCAUUCAUUGUGUUAUAAAGUUGUGAGUAUACGAAUUUAAACGCAGCCCUGAUAUAUUUGUGGUGUAAUGUGUUUUGGGAUUUGGGGAAUCCUAGUCCUGCAAAACUACAAUACAUUUGAAAUGAAACAACAAACGUUAUUAAAAACACUAACUGUGGGCAGGAGGCCGGCUUGCUAACCAUUCGCAAGGCACAUAUACAAAAAUCACCACGGGCACUCCCAUUCAUACCUACGGACAAUUUAGAGUCUUCAAUUAACCUACCGUGCAUGUUUUGGGGAUGUGGGAGGAAACCGGAGUACCCGAAGAAAACCUGGGUCCUCAGAACUGUGAGGCGGAUGCGCUAACCAGUCGUCCACUGUGCCGCCCGCUUUACGUGAAUUAU
Messenger RNA from Phycodurus eques (leafy seadragon), 12740 nucleotides. It is a transcript of the gene bach2b, whose product is annotated as BTB and CNC homology 1, basic leucine zipper transcription factor 2b. Gene Ontology annotation, biological process: regulation of transcription by RNA polymerase II. The coding region runs from base 396 to 2834 and encodes 812 amino acids. The transcript is spliced from 5 exons. Gene Ontology annotation, molecular function: DNA-binding transcription factor activity, RNA polymerase II-specific; protein binding; RNA polymerase II cis-regulatory region sequence-specific DNA binding. Lineage: Eukaryota; Metazoa; Chordata; Actinopteri; Syngnathiformes; Syngnathidae. The record is from RefSeq and is a predicted model, not a curated record.